CGCUAGAGGGCGCUUAUUUCCGGUGUGGAAGUUGUUUCGGCGGUAAAUACAAAUAAAGCAAGACGUUGCUAAUGUAAAACGUAUUUGUUGUGAUGCUGCAGUGUCCAGACUCAUCAGUAGGUAAAGGAGACAGUCUCCAUCAGCAAGUUUUGUCUGCUUUCCCGCUGUGCGAUCUGAACGAGGAUGAUCUGAUCCAGAACCCUCUGUUCUGUAAGCUCCUGGCCACUCUGUCACAGCAUGUAGAUCGCACCGGACUGACUUUACCGUUGAGAAAAGAGCUGGAAAAGGCAGAGAAGGAGCUCCGGUUGCAGAAGUUGGGAUGGCUCCGUUUGGAAAGCAUACACAGAAUCCUGCAAGAGAUGGUGCAGGAACAUCGCUUCAGACAGCAGAACCACUCCACUGCAGCACCAGCUGAGGACACGUUCUACACCACUCUGGAGCGGUGUUUACUCAUGGCCCGGUGUGUCCGCCAGCUGGACCCGAGCGGCACCGUCGGCCAAGAUCAACCCCUCGUCCUGGGGCUGUCUGCAGAGAAAGUGCUGCGUCAGCUGCCUCCUCAGCAGGAUGUGUGGCAAAUGAAACAGAGGCUACCGACAGAACUGCAGAAGCACCUGAAGAAGAAACUCUUUAACCUCCUCUCCUACUACCAGCCUGAGUGGGAGAAUGACAGCGAGGGUCUCAGGUGUGUGAAACUGUCGAAGCUGCCAGGACUGCUGGAGAGCGAGCGCAGCAGAGCAGAAAGUCUGGCUGAAAAGAACCGAGAGAACGCCACCCUGCUGCAGCGCCAAACUCACGCCUACCUUUCUGAACUGCUGGAAUGCAUGCAGCUCUUACAGACUCUUGUCCUCGACCUUCGACUCAAAGUGCAGAAAGAACUGGACAGGAAGAAGAUUGAAUACUUUGAGGCCAAAUGUGAGGUUGGAAUUCAGAAGAUUAGGGCAGAGAUGCUUGAAGUGCAGCUCGAUACUUACACACGAGAUAAGAUAGCAGCGCAUCAGAAAAUCACGGAGAAGCUCACUGCAGAGCUGAAGGCGUGCCAGGUUGAGAAACAGUCGCUGGAGUCCAGACUGGCGUCCUUUGAGAUAUACGGCAAGGAGUUUGAAGUCCUGGCGGAGGAAUAUUCCAGACUGCGGCAGGAAGUCGCUACAAAAUCCUGGGCACUGAAAGAAUUUACAACAUGAACCAUCAGAGCAAGCAGGCAGAACUAGUACGAGUUAGACCUGAUGUUCAAAAGUGCCAUACUUUAUCAGUAAAGAUGAACAGUUGUUACUUUGCUUGUGUCUUUUCCAGAUACGCAACUGUUAACAACAUAAGAGUUUAAAAUUUAUUUCGAGUAUUAAAUUAUAACCUAAUGACUCAACUCAUUGUUAGGAUGCCCUUUGGGGGAUCUUUUCAGGUUCUCAGCAAAUCUGAUUAAACUUUCUUCUCUUCCGUGCUGCGUUCAGGGGUAGAUUAGAUUAGAUUGGAUUAGAUUAGGUUAGGGAUAUAUGUGAUAUGUAUAUAGAUGAGUUUAUAGAGGAAUAAAAACAUUGAAUUUCUUUCUAUCAAACUAAUGUGUGAAACAUUUUCCAGCAUUUUUAUCUGAGCAAACAUUAAAACCUUUCUUGAUUUUUU
Messenger RNA from Neoarius graeffei (lesser salmon catfish), 1614 nucleotides. It is a transcript of the gene haus4, whose product is annotated as HAUS augmin-like complex, subunit 4. Lineage: Eukaryota; Metazoa; Chordata; Actinopteri; Siluriformes; Ariidae. Gene Ontology annotation, molecular function: microtubule minus-end binding. The transcript has 10 exons. Gene Ontology annotation, cellular component: HAUS complex. The record is from RefSeq and is a predicted model, not a curated record. Bases 93 to 1181 code for a protein of 362 amino acids. Gene Ontology annotation, biological process: spindle assembly; centrosome cycle.